Hyla sarda is the source of this 1194-nucleotide messenger RNA. RefSeq names its product Ras like without CAAX 1 (gene RIT1). Gene Ontology annotation, cellular component: plasma membrane. NCBI's taxonomy places the organism in Eukaryota, Metazoa, Chordata, Amphibia, Anura, Hylidae. The transcript has 6 exons. Gene Ontology annotation, molecular function: GTP binding; GTPase activity; calmodulin binding. Bases 116 to 769 code for a protein of 217 amino acids. Gene Ontology annotation, biological process: Ras protein signal transduction. The record is from RefSeq and is a predicted model, not a curated record.
AUCACAUGAUCCUGACGUCAUCAAAGGUCCUUUAGACAAGUGAGAACAUUUUACUUCUCUCCCGGAGCCCGGGCCGCCAUCUUCUGCCCCAGCGACCCCGGGUCAUUGUAAGGAGAUGGAUCCGGUCACGGGUCGGACCACCACAACGACAGUAUCCGUACAGCCGCGGGAAUACAAGCUGGUUAUGCUGGGAGCUGGCGGGGUGGGGAAGAGUGCCAUGACCAUGCAAUUCAUUAGUCAUCGCUUUCCAGAAGAUCACGACCCCACGAUUGAAGACGCUUAUAAAAUCCGCAUACGGAUCGACGACGAGCCCGCCAACCUGGACAUCCUGGACACUGCUGGGCAGGCGGAGUUCACAGCGAUGCGCGACCAGUACAUGAGAGCUGGGGAAGGUUUCAUCAUCUGCUACUCCAUCACCGACCGCCGCAGCUUCCACGAAGUGCGAGAAUUCAAGCAGCUGAUCUACCGUGUCAGGCGGACGGACGACACUCCGGUGGUGCUGGUGGGGAACAAGUCCGACCUCUCCCGCCUCCGCCAGGUCUCCAAAGACGAGGGCAGCUCCUUAGCCAGAGAGUUCAGCUGUCCGUUCUUCGAGACGUCGGCCGCGUUCCGUUACUACAUCGAUGACGUGUUUCACGCUCUGGUCCGUGAGAUUCGCAGGAAAGAGAAGGAGGCUGCUCUGGCCCACGAGCGAAAGACCAAACCCAAGUCCUCUCUGUGGAAGCGUCUGAAGUCUCCGUUCAGAAACAAGAAGGAGUCAGUGACUUGACGGGGCGGCGGUGUUGGGGGGGCAGCACUUAUAAUGGGGGGUGCAGGCGGGGGCAAAGGCUACUCGCAGUCUGUAUGUAAAUACUCUAUAUAUUUCUAUAGACGAGAUUGCCCUGGUCCCUCAGCUGUGAAUUACUAACUGCACAUAGUAGACAAGUAGACGUUGUACAUGUGGUGGAGGGGACCCCGGAUCCAGCAUGGCCCAAUAAUGUGUCCUCCAGCCCAAACCAGGGACAAAGCCUUCAACGUCAAGACUGGAACUGACCAUGAGCCUGUGAGCAGGUUGUGAUGGCGCCUCGCGUGUUUCUCCUGCACAUUGGAGUUCACUCGCCUCCGCAGGUCUUCACACCUCUUGUUUUGCACACUUUUUGUAUACUUUUCUAAAUCUUAUUAACUGUUGUGUAUAAUAAACCUGCUGUGUCCUUA